Messenger RNA from Protobothrops mucrosquamatus (brown spotted pit viper), 2364 nucleotides. It is a transcript of the gene UNC5D, whose product is annotated as unc-5 netrin receptor D. Bases 1 to 2364 code for a protein of 787 amino acids. Lineage: Eukaryota; Metazoa; Chordata; Lepidosauria; Squamata; Viperidae. Gene Ontology annotation, cellular component: membrane. The record is from RefSeq and is a predicted model, not a curated record. Gene Ontology annotation, biological process: netrin-activated signaling pathway. Gene Ontology annotation, molecular function: netrin receptor activity; protein binding. The transcript is spliced from 14 exons.
AUGAACUACCAAUAUUCUCCUUUAAUGAUGGAAGCUAUAGCUCCUGCAAUUAAUUUACCUGCUCUGCAGGAUCAAGUGGAAUGGCUUAAGAAUGAAGAAACGGUCAAUGCUGAACAGGAUGAAAAUAUUGACACCCGAGCAGAUCAUAACCUAAUUAUCCGUCAAGCCCGCCUGUCUGAUUCAGGGAACUACACCUGCAUGGCAGCCAACAUUGUUGCCAAAAGAAGAAGCCUCUCAGCCACAGUUGUGGUGUAUGUGAACGGAGGCUGGUCUUCUUGGACAACUUGGUCCAACUGCAAUGCCCAGUGUGGCAGAGGAUGGCAAAAGAGAUCCCGGACGUGUACUAACCCUGCUCCCCUCAACGGUGGUGCUUUCUGCGAAGGAAUGUCUGUACAGAAAAUUACCUGCACAUCAUUGUGUCCCAUGGACGGUGCCUGGGAGGUGUGGAGUGAAUGGUCAGUCUGCAGCCCUGAGUGUGAGCACUUGAGGAUCCGGGAAUGCACUUCUCCACCUCCACGGAAUGGUGGGAAAUUCUGUGAAGGCCCAAACCAAGAAUCAGAGAACUGCACGGAAGGCCUUUGUAUCCAAGACAGAAAAGCUCUUCAUGAAAUAAACCCCCAAAACAUUGAAAACCCAACAGACAUCGCCCUGUACUCAGGCCUUGGGGCCGCCGUCAUUGCUGUUGCCGUCAUUGUUAUUGGGGUGACUCUCUACAGGAGGAGCCAGAGUGAAUAUGGCGUGGAUGUGAUUGACUCCUCAGCUCUGACAGGAGGCUUCCAGACCUUUAAUUUUAAAACUGUCCGACAAGGUAACUCCUUGCUUUUGAACUCAUCCAUGCAGCCUGACCUGACUGUCAGUAGAACCUACAGUGGACCCAUAUGCCUUCAAGAUCCCAUUGACAAGGAGCUAAUGACAGAAUCCUCCCUCUUCAACCCUUUGUCUGAUAUCAAAGUCAAAGUUCAGAGUUCAUUUAUGGUGUCGUUGGGUGUGACAGAACAUUCGGAGUAUCACGGGAAAACUCAUUCCGGGACGUUUCCGCAUGACAACAACAAAACUUUCAAUCCUGUGCAUGUGAAGAACAAAACGGCCUACAUCCAGAAUCUCUCAUCCCUUUCCAAGCAAAACGAUAUGAGGGCUACCAGCAUAUUUGGUCAUCUGGGAGGGCGUUUAGGAAUUCCCAACACAGGAGUUAGCCUGCUAAUUCCCCAUGGGGCUAUCCCUGAAGAAACAUCUUGGGAGAUCUACCUUGCAAUCAACCAUGAUGAAUCCAGCCUUCAGCUGGAAGGAAGUGAAAUCCUUCUAGGUCCAGAAGUGACUUGUGGACCUAUAGAACUGAUGGUCUCUACUCCAUUUGCCUUGACAAUCCCACAUUGUGCAGAUGUGAACUCUGAGCAUUGGAAUAUUCAUUUGAAAAAAAGAAAGCAUCUAGGCAAAUGGGAGGAAGUGAUGUCUGUAGAGGAAGAAACCACUUCUUGUUACUGCCUCUUGGACCCAUAUGCUUGUCAUAUCCUUUUGGACUCCUUUGGAACUUAUGCUCUCUUUGGAGAGCCACUGUCUGAUUGUUCUGUUAAAGAACUGAAAGUAGCCGUCUUUGGCUGCAUGUCCUGCAACUCUCUGGAUUACAGCCUAAGAGUGUACUGUGUUGACAACACUCCCUGUUCAUUUCAGGAUGUGAUUUCAGGUGAAAGACACCAGGGAGGACAAUUGCUGGAAGAACCAAAACUGCUGCAUUUCAAAGGGAAUACCUUCAGCCUUCAGAUCUCUGUUCUUGAUAUUCCCCCUUUUCUCUGGAGAAUUAAACCAUUCACAGCAUGUCAGGAAGUUCCUUUUUCUCGUGUGUGGCGCAACAACAAGCAGCCACUUCACUGUGCCUUUUCCCUGGAGCGCUACACUCCUGCCACCACACAACUCUCAUGCAAAAUCUGUGUCAGACAAGUCAAAGGCCACGAACAGAUCCUACAGAUCCAGACAUCAAUUCUAGAGAAUGAAAGAGGAACAAUCACUUUUUUUUCGCACGAUGACAACUUUCCUGUUCAGAUGGGCCCACAAGCCUUUAAGAUACCUUACUCUAUCAGGCAGAGAAUAUGUGCAACUUUUGACACUCCCAGUGCCAAAGGCAAAGACUGGCAGAUGUUAGCACAAAAAAAUAGCAUCAACAGGAAUUUGUCUUAUUUUGCUACACACCACAGCCCCUCUGCGGUCAUUUUGGACUUAUGGGAAGCCAGACACCAGCACGAUGGUGACUUAGACUCUCUAGCUUGUGCUCUGGAAGAAAUAGGAAGGACACAAUCCCAAAUUUCUAACCUUACAGAAACUCAGAUGGAGGAAUCCAACUUCAGCUACAGCAGACAAAAUGGACUUUAG